Messenger RNA from Pochonia chlamydosporia 170, 591 nucleotides. Its product is annotated as GCN5-related N-acetyltransferase (GNAT) domain-containing protein. Lineage: Eukaryota; Fungi; Ascomycota; Sordariomycetes; Hypocreales; Clavicipitaceae. Bases 1 to 591 code for a protein of 196 amino acids. The transcript has 2 exons. Gene Ontology annotation, molecular function: acyltransferase activity, transferring groups other than amino-acyl groups. The record is from RefSeq and is a predicted model, not a curated record.
AUGGGUCAAGUUAUUCUCCCCGCACUUAUUCCAGAUAUUCGUCGCAUCUAUGAUGUGUACUUUUCCGCGUUUGAGCACGACCUGAUGGGUCAAAUCUUGCUCAAGAUUCUGUUCCCUGGCUCACAGAUUACCGAUGAGGAGUUCAGAAAGGGUCAUGCAGCCGGCACCCUGCAAUACUGGCAUGCCAGCGAUAAUCAGUACACGCUCAAGUGUGUCGACACGGAUACUGGCGAAAUCAUCGGCAUGGGUCUGGACUGCCACGUUAUUGCGGUGGACCCGAAGCAUCAAGGACGCAAGGCGGGACAAUUGUUGGUCCAGUGGGGUAUGCAAAUGGGCGAGUUGGCAGGAUUGCCUCUGUACUUUGAAUCGUCUCCAUCGACGGUCAAUCUGUACAAGAAGAUGGGGUUCGAGUUGCUGCCCGAGAAGAUUGUGCACAAGGCCGAGGUCCUUGGUACCGAGAAGGACAUCGAAGUGCCGUUGAUGGUGAAGAUGCCCUCUGUGGCUGGAGGCGUAACGUUUGAAGAAUGGCGACAGGGGGGAUACCCUGAAUUUUCCAAGGAGGUCCUGCCCGUUCCUGUGGCUGCAGUCUAA